Penaeus chinensis is the source of this 1410-nucleotide messenger RNA. RefSeq lists its product as uncharacterized. The coding region runs from base 1 to 1410 and encodes 469 amino acids. Gene Ontology annotation, biological process: protein phosphorylation. The record is from RefSeq and is a predicted model, not a curated record. The transcript is spliced from 4 exons. Gene Ontology annotation, molecular function: protein kinase activity; ATP binding. NCBI's taxonomy places the organism in Eukaryota, Metazoa, Arthropoda, Malacostraca, Decapoda, Penaeidae.
AUGAUUGUUACACCUGCUGCCAAAAUGGACAAGAUUGAGAAACCAUUAGCCACAAACAUGUCUGUCCAUCGAAUUGUCCAGCAGAUGGAUUAUCGCGCUGGCCUCUCCAGCAGCAGUAGUAGUGAUAGCAACAGUUUCAGUAGUGACAGCAGUAGUGGUAGCGAUGUUAGUAACGAUAGUGACAACAGUAUUAGCAAUAGUAGCACAAGUAGCAGUGACAGUGACAGUGGCUCGAGGGAAAGGAAAAGAACUAAGAGAUCGGUAGUCUACAACCCUCCAAUAUAUUGUACAUAUGUUGAGGAAGAUCUCUGGAAUGGAAAAAAAUGGUCUGAAAAUUCCACUGUAAAACAAGUACCACCGCUGCCGCCAUUAUAUAAUUGUACACUUAUUCGUGACAUGGUCAUAAAUACUGGAAGAGAAGAUACUCUAACAGACGUUUGUAAUUUAUAUCAGAAAUUGGAUUUAGAUUAUGAGUCAAUAGAAAAAAUAAAAGAAAGGUCAAUAUCGUUAUUGUCAAAAGUGAACGAACUAGCCAGUUCUGAUCAGUCUAAUAAAAUAUAUAAGAUUGGUCCCGGUGUAUAUUAUAUAAGUAAAAGGGAUACCGUAAUAAAAUUUUUACAGAAAAUUACAAAUAUACAACAUUUUUUAAGUGAGUUAUUUUUUGGAUUAAUAGUAAAAGAAGUGAGAGGAACUGUACCCAUAUAUCAUGUUUAUCCAGAGGCAUUUUGUUAUGAAAUGCCCUUUAUGGGAUUAUCUUUAAACUAUCUUCUUCAUGGGGGGAUCAAGUAUGCCAAUCGAACUUUCCUGCAAUGUAUUGCAGAGAAACACAGUCAAUCUUUCAUGUAUACAAAGAGCGUGGAUAAUCUGUUGGAUACCUGUACUCGCAGACUUGUGAAACAAUUACCUUAUGUUAUGGCUGAGAUGAUAAACAUUUUAACGAGAUUGAACAAUCAACAGAUCAUAUAUUUAGAUAUUAAACCAGAUAAUUUUGCUAUAGACAUAAAUACUGGGCAACCGUACUUGAUUGAUAUGGGACUUAUGACAUUUGUAGGUACCAAAUAUGCAGAUGACGCUUUCGAUAUAGACGAGGCAGACUUUAAGAAAUAUCCCCAAUCACCUCCUGAAUUACUAAGGGGAGAAAUAUGUGAAUCAAAAAGUAUGACCUAUGGAAUGGCGUAUAAUGUAGAAUGUAUUUUAUAUUGGUUAAGUAUGAAGGGGUACAAUGUCGAUUCUCUGUCGGAAAAUCAUCUCUGUAAAGAAUGGUUGCAACGUGCCAGAAAUGAAAAUAUCAACAAAAGACCAAAAAUGAGCGAAUUGAUUAAUAUAAUUCAAAAAUGUUUCCCUCUGUCUGAAAAGGGAAAAAUGAAAUUUGAAAAAGCAUUAACAUGUUACUCUCCUUUAUCAUAUUAA